AUGGCGAAGCCAGUUUCAAUUGAGGUUUGGAACCCAAAUGGGAAAUACAGAGUGGUCAGCACGAAACCGAUGCCCGGAACCCGAUGGAUUAAUCUCUUGAUCCAACAAGAUUGUCGUGUUGAAAUAUGCACUCAGAAGAAAACAAUCUUAUCUGUUGAAGAAAUUAUUGCUCUGAUAGGCGAUAAGUGCGACGGAGUCAUUGGACAGUUAACUGAAGAUUGGGGAGAGACACUGUUCUCUGCGCUGAGCAGAGCAGGAGGAAAAGCCUUCAGUAACAUGGCUGUGGGAUACAACAACGUUGAUGUCAAUGCUGCCACUAAGUAUGGUGUUGCCGUUGGAAACACUCCUGGAGUAUUAACAGAGACGACGGCAGAGUUAGCAGCCUCACUUUCUUUAUCAGCAGCUAGAAGAAUCGUUGAAGCAGAUGAGUUCAUGAGGGCUGGCUUAUAUGAUGGAUGGCUUCCUCAUCUUUUUGUGGGAAACUUGCUUAAAGGACAGACUGUUGGUGUAAUUGGAGCUGGUCGUAUUGGUUCUGCUUAUGCUAGAAUGAUGGUUGAAGGGUUUAAAAUGAAUCUGAUUUACUUUGACCUAUACCAAUCAACCCGUCUGGAAAAGUUUGUCACAGCCUAUGGUCAGUUUCUAAAAGCCAAUGGUGAACCACCUGUGACUUGGAAGAGGGCAUCAACCAUGGAUGAGGUGCUUCGCGAGGCUGAUGUGAUAAGUCUUCAUCCUAUCCUGGAUAAAACAACUUAUCAUCUUGUCAACAAAGAAAGACUUGCAAAGAUGAAGAAGGAAGCAAUCCUGGUGAACUGCAGUAGGGGGCCUGUGGUUGAUGAGGUAGCACUUGUGCAGCAUCUGAAGGAAAAUCCCAUGUUUCGAGUUGGUCUUGAUGUCUUUGAGGAUGAACCGUUCAUGAAACCUGGGCUUGCUGACAUGAAGAAUGCAAUUGUGGUACCUCACAUAGCUUCUGCUUCCAAGUGGACUCGGGAAGGAAUGGCAACACUGGCUGCUUUGAAUGUCCUGGGAAAAAUUAAAGGAUACCCGAUUUGGGGUGAUCCAAACCGUGUAGAGCCAUUCAUGAACGAGAAAUCUCCACCACCUGCAGCAUGCCCAAGCAUUGUCAAUUCAAAAGCCUUAGGUUUACCUGUUUCAAAGCUGUAA
Ilex paraguariensis (yerba mate) is the source of this 1161-nucleotide messenger RNA. The record is from the annotation of a GenBank genome assembly. NCBI's taxonomy places the organism in Eukaryota, Viridiplantae, Streptophyta, Magnoliopsida, Aquifoliales, Aquifoliaceae.